Molecule: messenger RNA, 1275 nt
Organism: Oncorhynchus gorbuscha (pink salmon)
Lineage: Eukaryota; Metazoa; Chordata; Actinopteri; Salmoniformes; Salmonidae
Product: syntaxin-17-like
Exons: 8
Coding region: 212-1111 (299 amino acids)
Biological process (GO): vesicle fusion; intracellular protein transport; exocytosis
Cellular component (GO): endomembrane system; plasma membrane; SNARE complex
Molecular function (GO): SNARE binding; SNAP receptor activity
Source: RefSeq, a predicted model, not a curated record
GAUCGGAAGUAAUUCGUCUGCGCGCAAAGCAGAGAGUUGUUUACAAACAGAAGAGAAAGUUGGACAUGUAGCUAACUUGAGACACACAGUUACUAAAUAGCCUAGAAGAAUGCAUCUCUCAAGUUUUACACUCAUGGGUUUUUACUUUAAGUAGCUGAGUAAGAGGAGCACGUGUGUAUGGUUGCAGGUGUGAAAACACACCUGUGGUCAGAUGUCAGGGAGGAUGUCAGAGGAAGGGGGCAAGCUGACGCUGAGGCGUCUUGAAGGGCCAAUCAACAAGUUCACUAAAGUAGCCCUGCCGACAGACCUAGAAAGACUGCAGAGACACCACAGCAAUAUACUGAAGUUCCAGCAUAGUGGACAAUGGGAUCGCCUUCAUCAGGAGCACAUCAAUGCCAGCCGCACUGUGCAGCAGUUGAGGGCUAAUGUUAGAGAGAUGGAGAAGCUGUGUGGACGUGUCCGCCCGGAGGACGGCCCCGCCCUGGAGAGGCUGGUUCAGCCAAUCAGAGACCGAGCAUCUGCUGCCACGCAAGACUUCCUACUCCUGCAUUCUAACCCCGCCCCUCUGCCACAGGCACCACGCCCCCCAGACCACUCAUCCUCAGGUGGUUCCCAUGGUGAUGAUGUGGGCAGGGAGCCCCCUCCUGUCAAUCAAACGCAGUACCUCCUCCCAGUGAUCCCCCUCAACGAGAGUGCUGCUGAGUCCUGGGACACCCUGGAGGAGGACCUGAAGGAGCUUAGCGGUUUGGUGACAGAGUUCUCUCUGCUGGUCCAUUCCCAGCAGGAGAAGAUUGACAGCAUAGAGGAGAACGUCAACACAGCAGCAGCCAACGUGGAGGAGGGGACCAGGAGCCUCGGGAAGGCAGUGGGCUACAGGCUGGCAGUGUUACCCGUGGCAGGGGCAGUGUUAGGGGGGGUGCUGGGUGGGCCGCUGGGCCUACUGGUGGGGUUCAAGGCAGCAGGGGUGGCAGCAGCGCUUGGAGGGGGGGCUCUGGGGUUUGCAGGGGGGAACCUGGUCCAGAAGAAACGCAGAGCUAGAGUAGAGUCCCAGAUGAACCAGCUCACUGCACCCCCUACGGAACCAGAACCACCGCUGGACAAGGACAAGUGACCUCUGAUUGGUAGUGAAAGGACCUCUGACCUCUAGAAGCUUACACUGGUCCAGGUACUGCCCGACUACAUUGCAGACGCAUGCUAGAGCUUACAUAUAUAGUGGGGCAAAAAAGUAUUUAGUCAGCCACCAAUUGUGCAAGUUCUCCCACUUAAAAAGAUGAG